CCUCCACGGAUUUUUGGUCCACGCCGUCCGGCUCCUGUACGGGGAGUCGUCAGAACCGCCCGUCCUGGCUAGCCGCCUAGAGAUCCGCCGGUCCUAUUUGGCCGGUUCGCACCCAAUCCUUAGUUUCGACGCAUCGGAUAACGCAGCUCAAUACCGCGAUACCCUCAUGGCUCAGAACAUCGCUUCACGCCCCAAGAAGGGCGUCUUUGACUUUCUCGAGUCUAGAUGGGCAAAGUUUUUUUUCGCCAUUGUCGCUCUACAGGCUAUUAUUGGUGUGACGUUCGAAUCAUAUAUCUUCGGCAGAUUUCAGGACAGCCUUGAGGACUACACGACUGGCGAAAAUGAGGAACGCGAUGCGCAGUACAUGACGAUACCGACGUUCUUGGCCUUGUUCAUCUUCGGUUUCCUCUACGUCCUGUUUCUCACGUGGGAUGCCUUGCGCUGGAAGAACACCAUUCAGAUCAUUGGGCUAUGCAUCGCCAACCUCGCGCUCUUUGUCUAUACGAUUCUUCAGAUCGAUCAAAUUGAUAGAUCGAUUAGUAAGCUCCAAUUGGCCGGUAUUUUUCGGCCUCUUGAAGUCCAUGAAGCGGUAUGGCACGCCUGCGCGCCCUUCCUUUAUACCAUCCCCCCUGUCAUUGGCGUCGCCACUGUUGCUAUGAGCGCGUGCGCCUGGCAACUUUAUCAGGAGUUUGCGUGGGAUAUCUUGAAGCAGAUUGGUGCCGAUUAUCGCAUGAAGAAGCGAUUUCUUCACUAUCAGAUUUUUAUCGCAUUGCUCAAGUUUGAUUUCUUCUUCUUCCUGGGCUUCACAAUUCAGUUCCUGGUUGUUGUAACCGGCAAGACAAGCAUCGAACUCGGCCUUACCGCUGCCGCGAUUCCCGUCACCAUUAUCAUCCUGCUUUGCGCCGCCUUCUUCACGCAGCGCGAAAACCGCGUUGGAAUGUACGCAGUUAUUCUGCUCUUCUUUGGUGGUCUUGCCUAUUUCUUGUUCAAGCUUGUCCGCAUUUACUCGAAAAGUCAUGGCUGGCAUUACACGCCCGUUAAGCGCUCCCUUACCGCGUUCGCUGUUAUGACCAUCCUCCUGAUUCUCAUCACCAUCGCCAACGCGUUCAUCUGCACGAGCAACUUUGGCAAUGGACUCAAGACGCACUUGGUCAAGCCCCAGGGUAGGGACCCGGAAAAGGAUGACAUAAACUCAUUCCAGAUGACGGAUCAGAAACCCAAACUGACGACCCGGAUGACAAUCGACUGAGUGGGGGAGGCGGAAAUAGAGGAUAAAGAACGAGACGAGCAAGACGCGACAAAGGAAGCAUAAAAGUUGGUUGUGGACUUUUUUGAAGAUCUUUUGGAUGCGUUUCGCGAGCGGCGAAAGAGUUUCCGUCAGAGCAGGAUUAUCUGACAUGACCAUUGCCAAUUGAUGACAUUUACGACCAAAUUAAAGGAGGGGAAGGUGUGAAGGAACACC
Messenger RNA from Neurospora hispaniola, 1462 nucleotides. RefSeq lists its product as uncharacterized. The record is from RefSeq and is a predicted model, not a curated record. NCBI's taxonomy places the organism in Eukaryota, Fungi, Ascomycota, Sordariomycetes, Sordariales, Sordariaceae. Gene Ontology annotation, cellular component: Golgi apparatus. Bases 167 to 1249 code for a protein of 360 amino acids. The transcript is spliced from 3 exons.